Asparagus officinalis (garden asparagus) is the source of this 445-nucleotide messenger RNA. RefSeq lists its product as uncharacterized. The record is from RefSeq and is a predicted model, not a curated record. Bases 35 to 445 code for a protein of 136 amino acids. Lineage: Eukaryota; Viridiplantae; Streptophyta; Magnoliopsida; Asparagales; Asparagaceae. The transcript is spliced from 2 exons.
GUCAAAAAUUGUAAUUGAACAACAGCUUGAUGUAAUGAAUCCACCGCCCAGCAUUACCUCUACACAAACUUCGGAUGUCGUGGAGCAGGUCUCAGCCUCGACAAGUCAAGAUCUUUCUUCAUCAUUGUCCGAUUGCAUUCGAGCUUUAUUGGCAGAUGAAGAUCCGGACAAAAUUGCCCUUUGCAUUGACAUCCAAAGCUUCAUUCUUUUCUUAAACGCCAUGGUUGAUCGGAUUCUCCUUAAAGGUUCACCAUUUGAACUUUUCCAGAAGUCUCUCGAUCAUCAUGUGUCAGGAAUUAAAGAACAGGGGUGCGCCGAAUUGUCUAACUCUCUUGAAGCUUAUUUGGUUGAUCUUAAACAACACAUCAAGCAGUUGCAGAAUUUCCGAGCUAAUGGCGCGUCUUCUUACAUCACUUCCGAAAUGGACCUGAGGCUACGAUCUUAA